GGGAGGGGGGAUACCAAAGGAGGAGAGAGGGUGACAACAGCGACGUUUUCCUAAGACCCAGCGCUCCCCUUAACCUCGGGCUCUGUCCAAUUCCGAUACAUAUCAUCAGCAGCGGCGCCGGCGGCAGGAGGGAUCAGCAGCAGAGCCGCAGCAGCAGCAGCACAAACACUGAGAGUUUUUUUUUAUAAGCGAGCUGCACCGGGGUGUAUAUUAGCCUCCUCCCCCUCCCCCUUUGCGUCGCUCUUCCCUUUCAGAAGGCGAUUGCACAAGGCGACCAAGAACUGCUGCUUCGCCCGACCGGACAAGGGGAAAAAAUACAGAGAUAGCCACCCACACCAGAGAGAGGGAGAGAUAAAGAGAUUUCGAGAGGGAGGGAGACAAGCCGAGACAGAGAUGGUGGCGAGGAGGUCUCCCGGAGGCAAGCCUUUCACUCCCUCCACGAGAUAACGAUGUGCUCCUCCUCCUCCUCAUCUUCCUCUUAGGUUUGCUGCUGCGCGCGGCCUGCGGGAGAAGGGGAUUUUUUUUCUUUGCGCCGACGACCAGACGACGAUGAUGACAGUGGCGCCGCCAGUAUGGGGAUAGCGGCGCCACCGUGUCAGGCGACCAGGCAGCACGUGAGCACGCCCAAGAGCAGUGCGGCGAUCCACGACGACGGCCGGCCGGCCACGGCGAGUUCUAUGUCCCACUCCCAGGGAUUCCACCAGGGCAGCAGCGGCGUCUAUGGCUUCUCCUCGGAUGGCUUCGACCGCCCGGGAUCCAGCCAGGACCAGCAGCAUCAAGAGCACGACCACGUGGCGCAGCAGAGCCGACGAGACAAGCUGAGGGUCCAGGGCUUCGACCCGGCUGCCGCCGGCCUGCUCCCUAUCGAUGGCGACCAGCACGUCGAGCCCGGCGCCAUGUACGACCACGCCGCCGCCACCGGCGCCUCCAACAUGCUCGCCGAGAUGUUCAACUUCUCCGCCCAGACGCCGUCGGGCCCAUCCGCCACCGAGCUGCUGGCCAGCCAGAUGAACGCCAACUACCGCUUCGGGUUCCGGCAGCAGGCGCCGGGAGCGGUAGCCGGCUUGCCCGGCGACGGCGGUUGGUUCGGGAGCGCCGGGCCUGGCCGCGCUGGCGUGGUCCUCGGCGGGGCCAACUUAUUAGGUGAGACGUCCUCGCCCAAGCAGCAAGGCGGCAUGGCGGGCCUCGCCACCGACCCGGCCGCCGCGAUGCAGCUCUUCUUGAUGAACCCUCAGCAGCAGCAGCAGUCAAGGUCGUCGCCAACAUCCCCUCCGCCGUCUGACGCGCAGUCGGCCAUCCAGCACCACGAGGCGUUCCAGGCGUACGGCAACGCGGCGAGCUCGUUCGGCGGCGGCGGGGCCGGCGUGGUGGAAGGCCAGGGCCUCUCCCUCUCCCUGUCGCCGUCGCUACAGCAGCUUGAGAUGGCGAAGCAGGCCGAGGAGCUAAGGGUGAGAGACGGCGUGCUCUACUUCAACCGACAGCAGCAGCAGCAGCAGCAGCAGCAGCAGGCCGCGUCGGUGCAACAGCUCCCGAUGGCAUUGCACGGCCAGGUGGGCUCGAUGGGGCAGCAGCUCCACGUCGGGUACGGCCCCGCCGGGGUCGCCGGCGUGCUGCGCAACUCCAAGUACACGCGCGCGGCCCAGGAGCUCCUCGACGAAUUCUGCAGCGUGGGCCGCGGGCAGACGAUCAAGGGAGGCGGGCGCGGCGGCUCCUCGUCGAACCCUAACGCGAGCAAGGGCGGGCCCUCCAGCUCCGGCGCCGCCCAGUCGCCAUCAUCGGCGUCCAAGGAGCCCCCGCAGCUCUCCCCCGCCGACCGGUUCGAGCAGCAGCGCAAGAAGGCCAAGCUCAUCUCCAUGCUCGACGAGGUGGAUCGGAGGUACAACCACUACUGCGACCAGAUGCAGAUGGUGGUGAACUUCUUCGACUCGGUGAUGGGGUUCGGGGCGGCGACGCCCUACACGGCGCUGGCGCAGAAGGCCAUGUCGCGGCACUUCCGGUGCCUCAAGGACGCCAUCGCCGCGCAGCUGCGGCACACCUGCGAGCUGCUUGGGGAGAAGGACGCCGGCACCAGCUCCGGGCUGACCAAGGGGGAGACGCCGCGGCUCCGCGCCAUCGACCAGAGCCUCCGGCAGCAGCGCGCCUUCCACCACAUGGGCAUGAUGGAGCAGGAGGCGUGGCGGCCCCAGCGCGGCCUCCCCGAGCGCUCCGUCAGCAUCCUCCGUUCCUGGCUCUUCGAGCACUUCCUACACCCGUACCCCAGCGACGCCGAUAAGCACCUGUUGGCGAGGCAGACGGGGCUGUCCAGGAACCAGGUCUCGAAUUGGUUCAUCAACGCCCGCGUCCGGCUGUGGAAGCCCAUGAUCGAGGAGAUGUACCAGCAGGAGACCAAGGAGCUCGAGGGCUCCUCCGCCGCCGCCGGCGGGGGCGGCGGGGGCGGGCCCGAGUCCGGCAACGACCCCUCUGGCGCCGACGACUUGCACUCCCCGACGACCACCGGCUCGCAGCAGCAGUUAGUAAUACACCACGGCGGCGGCAGGUACGGCCAACAAGAACACGGGAUGUCCGGCGUCCACCCCCAUAAGCUCGACCCCGGCGCGGGGCCAUCCGUGGCGGACGCCGCCUUCGUCGGUCUUGACCCGGCGGAGCUCCUUGGCGGCGACGCGCACGUGGGUGCCGCCGACGACCUGUACGGGAGGUUCGAGCCCGGGGUGAGGAUGAGGUACGGGCCCGCCACGACCGGCGCGGUCUCCGGCGACGUGUCCCUUACGCUGGGCCUGCAGCACGCCGGCGCCGGCAACCAGGGGCCGGACGGCAGCGGCCGGUUCUCCUUGAGAGACUACAAUGGUUGUUGAUGCCUACCUACACACAUAUCUUGAUUAUUCAUUCAUGGCUCAGGCAUGCAUUGCAUUAUUUGGAGCACGCUGAGGAGAUUCAUCGAAGAGAGAAGAAAGAAAGCAGUAGCACCAGAGAAGACAGAGAGAUAAAAUUGCAUGGUGCCUCUGGAGGUGGUGCAGGGGAUGGGAAUAUAUAUUAAUAUACGAGACAAAUCAUCAUCUUCAUUUUCUUCUUCCUAUGAUUCUUAAUUUAGCUAGGUUAAUUCCUUUCGUUAGGCAUUAUUGUUGGGGGGCUAAGGAAAAUCGAUCUGUAUACAGGAAAAGAAAGAUAGGAAGUGUAUGUUAUAGAUUUGUUUUGGUCACUCCUUUUUUUUGGUUCUCUUGUCCUGUUCCAUGUUCUGUUUCUUGUUCCGUUUUAGUCUUGGUGUACCAUUUUUUUCCUCCUUUUCAUCUGUAACUAAACAUAAGAGAAACAUACAUACAUACAUAUACAUAUACAUAUA
Hordeum vulgare subsp. vulgare (domesticated barley) is the source of this 3337-nucleotide messenger RNA. Its product is annotated as BEL1-like homeodomain protein 4. Gene Ontology annotation, molecular function: RNA polymerase II cis-regulatory region sequence-specific DNA binding; DNA-binding transcription factor activity, RNA polymerase II-specific. The record is from RefSeq and is a predicted model, not a curated record. The transcript has 5 exons. The coding region runs from base 573 to 2852 and encodes 759 amino acids. Gene Ontology annotation, biological process: regulation of transcription by RNA polymerase II. NCBI's taxonomy places the organism in Eukaryota, Viridiplantae, Streptophyta, Magnoliopsida, Poales, Poaceae.